Messenger RNA from Racocetra persica, 216 nucleotides. The record is from the annotation of a GenBank genome assembly. Lineage: Eukaryota; Fungi; Glomeromycota; Glomeromycetes; Diversisporales; Gigasporaceae.
AACCUGUGAACUUCACACAACAACAGAUCAAACAAUUACAUGAAGCUCGAAAACAGGAUGAUAUUCGCCAAAAUGCUAUUAGUAUUGCUAAUACUAGUUAUGUAUUUCAAGCUCCUGAUGCAAUCCAUUUCUCUGUUGCUGUAAGUUACGUCAAGGCUCAUUUUAUGGCUCUUGGAUUCAAAGUUGAUUCGAAUCUUUCUAAUGUCGAUCCAAACA